CCCUCUUAUUUCAAUGACCAGUUAAAUGGCAGAAUGGGGGGCACAUCAAUAGGGCCAUAAUUUUUUGUGAUUCAAAUGUCCCUGGUGGAUUUUUAUUAUAAAGAUUUGCAGAUUAUAAUGGUCUCUUACGUGGAUCUCUAACCUAUAUUUGGCCCCCCAGUGUAGUCUUGGCCACCAAGAUGGUUGAGGCUUCUCACUGGUGUGUCUCAAGGAUAUAUGCUGGUACUUGUUCCAUCUCUGCUUGUAAUCCAGUGGUAAUUAAUAUAGCAAAUUGUUUUUUUAUGAUUUUUCUGCAGAUGCCAGACAGGAGAAUAUUUUCAUUUGCACCUUCCUCUCCUUCCUAACCAAACAUGUUACACUAGUACAUAGCUGAUUAGGUUUUCUUUUUACUGUCUUAAAUACCAUGCAUCAGACUGCUUAUAUUGUGUGAAAAUAUCAUCUACAUCUAGUGCGUGGUAUUUAUUUAUGUUACUUGUUCCCUAACAGACACAGGAUAGUCGACGCAUCAGUUUCACUAAUAGUUCAAUCAAGACACCAGCCACAGCAUUUAUGGGCAGCAGAGCAUCAAGAAGACGAGCUUCCCUCAUGCCAGACUUGAAGCCCUUUCAAGAACUUGCUGCUGUUGCAGCAGCAGCAGCAGCAGCUGCUUCUGCGCCUCUAGUUCUUCCAGUUCUUCACCUACUUCUAAAGACAAAACAGAAAGAAAGUGAAAAGCCUUCUAAUGGGGUUUGGGCCAACAGUAUCACUGAGGAAGGCAGCGAGAGCGGUGAGGAAGGUAACGAGACGUCACAAUCCACCAAUAAAAAUUCAACCUCAAACUCGUCCAUAGCUAACACAUUAGCUCAGCUGCAUCCAGAGCUUUAUGCUGCUGCUGCUGCAGCUGCAUCACUCCCACAGGACUGUAAUCGAAGGUAUGAACUGCAGUGUACCCUUACACUUAAUACAAAUUAAUACAAUAAAAUGCAUGUACAUGUAAACUAUUCUGAAGAAUUUAUUGAAUCAAGUUUGAAACUAACUCAAGUCUAGAACUUUUCCUCUUGAUGUAAUAAUAUUCAUUUUACUUUUUGCUCUGUGUUCAUAAUUAAGAUGUUAAUAGUGGAUGUGGUGUGAUUUUAAGCAAUGUUGAAAU
Messenger RNA from Cherax quadricarinatus, 1129 nucleotides. The record is from RefSeq and is a predicted model, not a curated record. Lineage: Eukaryota; Metazoa; Arthropoda; Malacostraca; Decapoda; Parastacidae.